Messenger RNA from Prunus mume (Japanese apricot), 1728 nucleotides. RefSeq names its product UDP-Glycosyltransferase superfamily protein (gene LEW3). Gene Ontology annotation, molecular function: GDP-Man:Man(3)GlcNAc(2)-PP-Dol alpha-1,2-mannosyltransferase activity. The record is from RefSeq and is a predicted model, not a curated record. Gene Ontology annotation, cellular component: endoplasmic reticulum membrane. NCBI's taxonomy places the organism in Eukaryota, Viridiplantae, Streptophyta, Magnoliopsida, Rosales, Rosaceae. Gene Ontology annotation, biological process: protein N-linked glycosylation; dolichol-linked oligosaccharide biosynthetic process.
UUGGGUCUCGUUACGAAGUCAGAAAAUCGAAAUAAUCGAGUUGAGUCCUUUUUCAUCAUUCAAUUUCCGGGCCUCUCUACAAAUUUCCCAAGACGAUCGAUCGACGUGAAUGGCUUACCAAUUCGUGAUUUGGGGUCUGAUCACAGCUCUCUCAGCCUUGAUCCUCAGAUUCUCUCUCCAAAUAUUCACCGCCAGAAACAACAGAAAACGAGCGGUGGCCUUCUUCCACCCCUACACCAACGACGGCGGCGGCGGCGAGAGGGUCCUCUGGUGCGCCGUCAAAGCCAUCCAGGAUGAAAACUCCUCCCUCCACUGCCUCGUCUACACCGGCGACCAUGACGCCUCCCCUCUCUCCUUGACCGCGCGCGCCCUCGACCGCUUUGGGGUCAAACUCCUUCACCCACCUAAGGUGGUGCAUUUGAACAAGAGGAAGUGGAUCGAGGAAGCCACGUACCCACGCUUGACCAUGAUUGGGCAGAGCCUUGGCUCUGUCUACCUCGCAUGGGAGGCCUUGACCAAGUUCACUCCUACUUACUAUCUCGACACCAGUGGCUACGCCUUUACGUAUCCCCUUGCCAGGCUGUUUGGAUGCAGAGUUAUCUGCUACACCCAUUACCCUACAAUCAGCUGCGACAUGCUCUCUCGUGUUCGUCAGCGGAGCUCCAUGUACAACAAUGACGACUUCAUUGCUCAGAGCAAUUGGUUAUCCAGCUGCAAAGUCAUCUACUACAAUAUAUUUAGCCGGAUGUAUGGGACUGUAGGCUCUUGUGCCCAUCUUGCUAUGGUUAAUUCUUCUUGGACUCAGUCCCAUAUCGAAAAGCUCUGGAAAAUCCCGGAACGGACUAAGCGUGUCUACCCUCCUUGUGAUACUUCUGGACUUCAGGUGCUUUCUUUGGAGAGGCCAGCGGAACCGGCGAAAAUUAUAUCUGUUGCACAGUUUCGGCCAGAGAAGGCACAUGGCCUCCAACUUGAGGCCUUUGCAGCUGCCAUAGGGAAAUUAGAUGCACACUUGCCCAGACCUAAGCUUCAGUUUGUGGGUAGCUGUCGGAAUAAGUCGGAUGAGGAAAGAUUACAAAGUUUGAAAGAUAAAGCAAUUGAAUUGAAAGUGGACGGGGAUGUGGAAUUUCAUAAAAAUGUCAUGUACAGGGACUUGGUGCAACUUUUGGCAGGAGCCAUUGCAGGAAUCCAUUCAAUGACUGAUGAGCACUUUGGAAUAAGUGUUGUGGAGUAUAUGGCUGCAGGAGCCAUCCCAAUUGCACAUAAUUCUGCUGGCCCAAAAAUGGACAUUGUCUUACCUGAAGAUGGACAGCAAACAGGAUUUCUUGCCCGCACCGUGGAGGAAUAUGCAGAUGCCAUCCUCAGUAUCAUAAAAAUGCCAGAAACAGAGAGGCUCAAGAUGGCUGCAGCUGCAAGGAAACGGGCUGACACAUAUUCUGAGCAAAGAUUCUAUGAAGGUUUCAAAGCUGCCGUCUCUGCAAUACUUACCCAGGCUUAGAAAUAGUGGACUUGAUAUCAAUCACAAUAUACUUGUAACUUAAUAGAGAAGAGCCCUUUCAUCAGCCCUUAGUUUUAUAACCUUUUUUUUUUUUUUCACUCCAAGUAUUUCCAGUAACUCAAAAAGUUAGAUUAUGCUGCCGUCUCUAAUCAGAUUGUUAUAAUUUUGAUGUCUAUGAUUUCAUGUAGUUGAGAAAUCCAAGUUUUCUGAGCGACUUUGUAUUACCUUUCGCA